This is a messenger RNA of Pectinophora gossypiella (pink bollworm), 1893 nucleotides long. Its product is annotated as heat shock protein 68-like. The transcript has a single exon. Gene Ontology annotation, molecular function: ATP hydrolysis activity; ATP-dependent protein folding chaperone; ATP binding. Bases 1 to 1893 code for a protein of 630 amino acids. NCBI's taxonomy places the organism in Eukaryota, Metazoa, Arthropoda, Insecta, Lepidoptera, Gelechiidae. The record is from RefSeq and is a predicted model, not a curated record. Gene Ontology annotation, biological process: protein refolding; cellular response to unfolded protein. Gene Ontology annotation, cellular component: cytoplasm.
AUGCCUGCUGUUGGAAUUGAUUUGGGGACAACUUACUCUUGCGUUGGGGUAUGGCAGCAUGGAAACGUGGAUAUCAUUGCCAACGAGCAGGGCAACCGGACCACUCCUUCUUACGUUGCUUUUACUGACACCGAGCGUCUGAUCGGAGACGCUGCUAAGAAUCAGGUAGCUUUGAAUCCUAAUAAUACUAUUUUUGACGCCAAACGCCUUAUAGGCCGCAAGUAUGACGAUCCUAAGAUACAACAAGAUUUACAACAUUGGCCAUUCAAAGUCGUUAACGAGUCAGGCAAGCCCAAGAUCCAGGUCGCAUAUAAAGGCAAGAAUAUACGCUUUGCACCAGAGGAGAUCAGCAGUAUGGUGCUGUCUAAGAUGAAGGAAGUAGCUGAAGCAUAUAUCGGUAGUACUGUGAGAGACGCGGUUAUAACCGUGCCAGCUUAUUUCAAUGAUUCUCAGAGACAAGCGACAAAAGACGCGGGCGCAAUCGCUGGGUUAAAUGUGCUGCGUAUUAUUAACGAGCCUACUGCUGCAGCUUUGGCUUACGGACUGGAUAAGAACUUAAAAGGCGAAAGGAAUGUCCUAAUUUUCGAUCUUGGCGGAGGUACUUUCGAUGUCUCCAUACUGCAAAUUGAUGAGGGUUCUUUGUUUGAAGUUAAAGCGACUGCUGGUGACACACAUCUUGGUGGAGAAGACUUUGAUAGCAGGCUUGUGAACUUCCUCGCUGAAGAAUUUAAACGAAAGCAUAAGAAAGAUUUAAAGUCCAAUCCUAAGUCUAUGAGACGUCUUAGGACAGCUGCUGAGCGAGCCAAGAGAACAUUAUCCUCUAGUACCGAAGCUAGUGUCGAAAUUGAUGCUCUGUACGAAGGAGUUGACUUCUUUUCUCGCGUUUCCAGAGCUCGCUUUGAGGAACUAAAUUCAGACUUAUUCCGCAUAACCUUGGACCCAGUAGAGAAAGCGCUCAAAGAUGCAAAACUAGAUAAAGGACAAAUUCAUGAUAUCGUCCUGGUGGGUGGAUCGACAAGGAUCCCUAAAAUACAAAGUUUGUUACAGAACUUUUUCAAUGGAAAGAAGCUAAAUUUGUCUAUUAAUCCCGACGAGGCUGUAGCUUAUGGUGCGGCUGUACAAGCUGCUAUCUUGAGCGGAUCCAAAGACAGCAAGAUCCAAUCUGUACUGCUUGUUGACGUGGCUCCCCUGUCGCUGGGCAUCGAAACGGCUGGUGGUGUUAUGGCGAAGAUCGUCGAACGCAACGCUAAAAUCCCCUGCACUCACUCACAAACAUUUACUACAUACAAUGAUAAUCAGCCAGCUGUUACCAUUCAGGUUUACGAGGGUGAAAGAGCGAUGACUAAAGACAAUAAUUUACUAGGAAACUUUGAUCUCACUGGUAUACCUCCAGCCCCAAGAGGUGUUCCACAAAUCGACGUAACAUUUGACAUCGACGCUAAUGGAAUACUUAACGUAUCUGCUAAGGAAAAUAGCACCGGCAAGAGUAAGAACAUCGUCAUUAAGAAUGAUAAAGGCAGGCUUUCUAAAGCUGACAUUGAAAAGAUGUUGUCUGAUGCUGAGAAGUAUAAAGAGGAAGAUGACAAGCAGAAAGGUAAGGUGGCUGCUCGGAAUCGGCUUGAGACGUACGUGUAUGGAGUGAAGCAGGCUUUGGAGGAAGCUGGAGCUAAGCUAUCGCCGGCGGAGUGUGAUACGGCUCGUCGUAAGUGUGAUGAGGCUUUGCGUUGGUUGGAUAGUAAUUCCUUCGCUGAACUGGAGGAGUAUGAGAGUAAGUUGAGGGAGGUGACAGCGGUAUGUGCUCCGAUGAUGAAGAAGCUCCACGGGGUGAAGGGAGGGUCUCGCCACGCGAGCGGGGAGCGCGGCAGUGGACCGGUCAUUGAAGAAGUAGAUUAA